AUGCGCCCAUCCCUUGCGGUGCUGGCAGCCGCCCUUCAGGCGACCGUCGGCAUUGCGUCCAGCUUGACGCCGCCUGUUCUGCCUCUGAUCGUGCGGAACCCCUACCUAAGCACAUGGCUCGGAAAUGCCAGAGAUGAACCCUGGACCAAAUGGCCCAUGUUCUACACUGGCGAGGAGGUGGGCCUCUCUCUGAUGGCUCAUGUUCCGAGCACAGGCACCGUGUAUCCAUUGUUGGGCAAGCCUCACGAAUCCCUGUCUGGGACACAGAUCGAUUUCCCGACAUACCUUGGAGCCAACUACGACGCGUCUACCACCAAUCUGACCUACCGCAUUGAUCCUUCCACCUCUGCCUCCCAUCCCCUGGAGAUCACCGUCUCUUUCUUGUCUCCCAUCACUCCUACAUCGACUCUGCGGCAGUCGAUUCCCGCAUCAUAUGUCACAGUACAUGUCCACGGUGAAGUAAGCGUAAAUGUCUAUAUGGACAUCAACGGAGGCUGGGUGAGCGGUGACACCCGGAGUCACAUCUCUUGGCAGUAUGACGCGUUCGAUGCGAAAGACAACAAACCAGCUCUGCGGAGGUGGAGAUUUCAGAGACAGUCGGAGCUGCUGUUCUCGGAAAUCCGCGAUCGUGCCGAAUGGGGCACUCUUCACUUCACCGCGCCCGCCGAUGUCCAAUUUCAGUCUGGCGAGGCGUCGGCCGUAAGGAAAACAUUCUUGACACAAGGAGUCCUCGACAACGUCAACGAUGAAGUCUUCCGUGCCAUUGGAGACCGAGAGCCGGUCUUUGCAUUCUCCAAGUCAUUCGUCCUCAACCGGAAAUCUGGGCCGACCAGCGCCAGCGUAACCUUUAGUAUUGCCUUGAUCCAAGAUCCUGUUGUCCAAUAUGCCUCUGCACGUGGUUUGACUCUGAUGCGGCCUCUGUGGGAGUCAUGGUUCCCUAGUGUUGACGCGCUCCUGAACUUCCACUACCACGACUUCUCCCAGGCGAGUGCGUUGGCCUCCAACUACUCGGAGCAGUUAGCCAAGGAUGCCUACCAGUCGGGGGCUCACGACUACGUUGACAUCGUCGCACUCUCUGCUCGACAGGUCAUGGGGGCAACUACCUUCUCUGGAACGCCUGAAGAUCCGAUCUUGUUUCUGAAAGAGAUCUCAUCUAAUGGAAACUUCCAGACGAUUGAUGUCAUCUUCCCUGCAUUUCCGUUUUUCUUGUAUACUAACCCGCGGUGGUUGGCCUACCUUCUGGAGCCGUUGAUCGAGCACAUGUUGAGUGGACAAUACCCAAACACUUACGCCAUGCAUGAUUUGGGAACUCAUUUCCCGAAUGCCACUGGGCAUCCGGAUGGAAACGAUGAGUACAUGCCGGUGGAGGAAUGCGGUAACAUCCUCAUCAUGGGUUUGGCCAUCGUGAACUCGCUGCGUUAUUCGGAAGAUUCUGCCGCGUCUUCCAUCUGGUCGACACAAGGCGAAAGCCCUGUACUUUCGGACGAUCAUCCCGGGUACUUUCCUCUGGUAAGCCUUCAAGCACAUGGAGGUAUCGAUAAGCAGGAUGGAAGAUGGGGUGGUGGUAUACAGGGCCAACGUGAGGCAGAGAGAUGGCUUCAGCGCAGUUACCGUCUCUGGAAACAGUGGACUGGCUACUUGGUGGAGUUUUCGCUGGAGCCAGAGAAUCAGCUUUCGACAGAUGAUUUCGCCGGCUGGCUGGCGCUUCAAACGAACUUGGCGCUCAAAGGUAUCGUCGGCAUCAAUGCCAUGAGCAAGCUAGCUGAGGUGGUUGGCAAUGAUGAAGACGCCUCAUACUACAAGGACAUCGCAGAUACCUACAUCGCCAAGUGGGAGGAGUUGGGCAUGUCUCGAGACCAAACACACGCGAAGCUCGCUUACGACUGGUACGGAUCGUGGACGACCAUCUACAAUCUGUACGCCGAUGCACUGCUGUGCUUCCAUCUGGAGGGCAGCGAUACCUCUCCACACGCAACGUCCGGCUCCAAACAGAGACCCCUCCAUCCCCAUCCCCCUCACCCGCACAAGACUGGCUUCGUGCCCCGCCAUAUAUACCAGAGACAGUCUAUUUGGUACCACAACGUGCGUCAAAAGUAUGGCCUCCCACUUGACAGCCGGCACUUGUAUACCAAGACCGACUGGGAGUUCUUCUCCAUGGCCGUUGCCAGCGAGAACGUCCGCAGCGAGGUCCUGGAAUCCGUCGCCAAAUGGGUCAAUGAGACGGUCACCGACCUUCCGUUCACCGAUCUCCACAACACGGAGGGUAAGGGCGAGUUCCCCGGGCCGAAUUUCUACGCUCGACCGGUGAUCGGCGGCCACUUCGCGUUCCUGGCCCUUCAGCGCGCGUGUGGGGGCCGGGCGAUGGAGGGGCUAGCCUAUCUGGACGAGGGGAACAACGUGUUCUCGACCAGUACGCUGGCGGACUGGAAGAAGGCCGCAGCUAAAGCUGUCGAAGAGUUCCAGACGUCGUCUGAGCCAGAGGAAUCUACUGGCGAAGAUUUGAGAAACCGAAGAAGUUGUGAGACACUUGAAUUGGAAAAUAGCCUCCUUCCUAAAUUACUCAGUAUACAAUUACUUAGUGUGGGUAAAGACCCUAUCAAUCUAAAGUCACACUACUACCAACCGUGCCACCCAAUUACAAUAUACUAUAAUCAUGCCAUUCCAAUCCAAUGA
This is a messenger RNA of Aspergillus niger, 2673 nucleotides long. RefSeq lists its product as uncharacterized. The record is from RefSeq and is a predicted model, not a curated record. The transcript is spliced from 7 exons. Bases 1 to 2673 code for a protein of 890 amino acids. Lineage: Eukaryota; Fungi; Ascomycota; Eurotiomycetes; Eurotiales; Aspergillaceae.